Messenger RNA from Botrytis byssoidea, 1546 nucleotides. RefSeq lists its product as uncharacterized. Gene Ontology annotation, molecular function: rRNA (uridine-2'-O-ribose)-methyltransferase activity. The transcript is spliced from 6 exons. The record is from RefSeq and is a predicted model, not a curated record. Gene Ontology annotation, biological process: RNA methylation. Gene Ontology annotation, cellular component: mitochondrion. Lineage: Eukaryota; Fungi; Ascomycota; Leotiomycetes; Helotiales; Sclerotiniaceae. The coding region runs from base 262 to 1416 and encodes 384 amino acids.
CUGAGUUUUUGAUUGUAUGACCAAGUAAUACCGUAUGCUUUAAUCUACUUGGGAGAAAAAGCUCUUUGCGCUCUCAUAAACACUAAUAGAAAAAGUUUUGAACAAGGCCACAAAUAAGUAUUUUAAAUUAACAAAAUUUGAGCUCAUACGAUAAAAUUCUUCAAUCUCAAUCUCAUCAUACCAUACACACCCGAAACAUACAAACUUCCCACUCACCAAACCAGCCACGAACAAUUUCUCUGCACCACAGAACCCUAUGCUAUGCUACCCCCUCGAUCAAACCCCACAUUCUUGACCUCGGGACUUGGAUUCCUCCCUCGACAUCACUCAUGUUUUCCUGCGCUGCUCAAUCGCAAAGCGGGGUCGGCGAUCGCGCGGGGUAGAUUUGGGGAUUUUCGGAAUGAUGUUGGUAUUAAUGAUGGGCUGGGAAGAAAUACAUACACGCACGUACAUGUACAUGUACGCAACGCCUCUUCUUCGUCUUCGUCGACGAGAUGGAAAAGUCGGCAGGGUAAGGAUUCCUGGGCGAAGGAGGCGAAGGUUCAGGGGUUGAGGAGUAGAGCCGCGUUUAAAUUGUUGGAGAUUGAUACGAAGUAUAAGAUUUUCAAAAGGGGACAGACGGUGGUGGAUUUGGGUUAUGCGCCGGGAAGUUGGUCUCAGGUAGCAUACGAGCGCACCAAACCCCACGGCCGCAUCCUCGGCAUCGACAUCAUCCCCGCGCAACCUCCCCAAGGCGUCUCCACGAUCCAAGGAAAUUUUCUCUCGCGACGGGUCCAAAAAUCCGUCAAGAAUUUUCUUCUCGAUCCCGAGCGCGGCCGUCCGCGCAGACCUCUAUUCACCUCUCCCGACGACGACGAAAAUGUCGAUGAUCCCGCGCCCCUCGAUAUCGCCGCCGCCGAAGAACCAAGCUACAUAGAUCUCGAACGCCACAUGGACGAUAAUGAAGCCGGGGAAAUCCAUCCCACGCGCUCCGCACCCUCACAAUCACAAUCAGACGAACCGUCUCAGGAAUCCGAGAAAGACGCCACGAAAAUGGUCCACGUAGUACUAAGUGACAUGUGCGCUCCCUGGGAGCAAACCACCGGUUUUUGGAAGAGAAGUCUGAGUGACCCGUAUAAUAGGAUGAUGAACACGACCGGUAUCAAGUUUUCCGAUCACGCGGGGAGUAUGGAUCUUUGCAACGCGGCUCUGCAAUUUGCCUUCGAUACGCUGAGACCUGGGGGUCAUUUUGUGUGUAAAUUCUAUCAGGGCGCGGAGGAUAAAGAGUUGGAGUCGAAGUUGAAGAAAAUGUUUGCCGUGGUGCAUAGAGAAAAACCGGAAUCAUCGAGGAGCGAAUCGAAGGAAGCGUACUUUGUAGCUCUUAGGCGGAAUGGGUACAAUGACGCGGCAAGUUUAGGUUAUGUCAAUGAUGUGUAAGUAGAGAUGAUUGAGAAUGUAAAAUGUAUAAUAGCACGUUCAAACUGCAUGGAUGAAUAAUAUUGUGAUCACAUCCACUGUCACAUGUGCAAAUGAAGAAUUGAGCUAGGGUGGAAUCAAAUUAUUCAUG